Radiomyces spectabilis is the source of this 1082-nucleotide messenger RNA. RefSeq lists its product as uncharacterized. The transcript is spliced from 4 exons. Gene Ontology annotation, biological process: DNA damage response; fatty acid metabolic process. Gene Ontology annotation, cellular component: mitochondrial matrix. Lineage: Eukaryota; Fungi; Mucoromycota; Mucoromycetes; Mucorales; Radiomycetaceae. The record is from RefSeq and is a predicted model, not a curated record. Bases 162 to 926 code for a protein of 254 amino acids.
AUUUUAUUCUUUUUUGGGGGUAGGGGGUGGUAGGGGCUCUAAGAUUUUUUAUGUGGGUGAUGGAGGAAGGGCGAUACCGAAAAGUUCUUUUUUCUAUCGCCGCUCAACUAUGAUAGAACAUCUUUUUGACCCGGUUGGUUUAGAAUCCGUAAUUUUCAACCAUGGUACUCCGUCACCUCGCCCGGCCACUGGCCCGAUUCAUUCACACCCAAGCCUACAAAGACCUGAAAACCGAUCCCCAUGUUGUCGAACAAUAUUUCCGUAUUUCACCCACGUUUGAUCGAUUGAACAAAGCGACAUCAACCCAGCAUUCGGCUAUUGCUCCCGGUUCAUUCUCUCUCGACGAUUUCAUUCUUUUUCCCAACUUUUUAAGUUCGGAAGAGCAUGAUCGCAUCGUUGAUAUCUGCAACCGCAAACUAAAACGAGUCCUGGGUCGCAAUGCUCCUUACGUACAGGGCCACUUUGAUAAAGUCAUUACCGGUUACAAAGAGUGUAGGGCAAGUCACUGGGGCUUUCGGGAAGACGAUGAACGAGAGAUCUAUAUGAACCGAUUGGUAAAGGAACGCAUAUACUCUUUGUUCCCCGAUAAUUAUCGCUGGCUGGACCCUCAUAUUCUAGAUCUAAGUCCCGACGGGGAGAUCCGAGGCCAUGUGGAUAAUAUAGAGGCAUCUGGAUCCGUAGUAGCUGGAUUGUGUUUACUGUCGCCGGCGAAAAUGACACUGCAGCAUGAGAAAGACCCGGAAUGCCGUGUGGAUGUGCUGUUGGAGCCCGGAUGUUUCUACAUUCAAAGAGAUACUAUCCGAUACAAUUUCACCCAUGCCAUUGCUGGUGCGACAGAGAGUAUAUGGAAUGGCAAGCCAAUUCAAAAAGACCGUCGUAUAUCGCUUUUGUUUAGAAAUGAGAAAGACGAUGUCAAAGGACAAUGAUUACAACAUAGAGGUAUUGCAGGCUUAAAAAAUCAAUGUCUUUUUUGUUUAUAGACGAUUGCUUCCGAUGUGACCUAUUUAUCUACAAAAACUAUCAACUGCUCGUAUCGUUUAACCUUCCCAGUGUGCUAAAGAACGACCAUGAAUAAACACAUU